Messenger RNA from Cryptosporidium muris RN66, 972 nucleotides. Its product is annotated as replication factor C subunit 2, putative. The record is from RefSeq and is a predicted model, not a curated record. The coding region runs from base 1 to 972 and encodes 323 amino acids. Gene Ontology annotation, cellular component: DNA replication factor C complex; nucleus. NCBI's taxonomy places the organism in Eukaryota, Apicomplexa, Conoidasida, Eucoccidiorida, Cryptosporidiidae. Gene Ontology annotation, molecular function: ATP hydrolysis activity; DNA clamp loader activity; DNA binding. The transcript has a single exon. Gene Ontology annotation, biological process: DNA repair; DNA-templated DNA replication.
AUGAAUACGUCUAUAUGGAUUGAGAAGUAUAGGCCUAAAAUAUUAGACGAUAUGGUUGGUAACGAGGAGGUCUUAAUACGUUUGAAAGUAUUAGCAAAACAAGGUAAUAUGCCAAAUUUACUUUUAUCUGGACCUCCUGGAACUGGAAAGACAACGAGUAUACAUUGUUUAGCUGCUGAAUUACUAGGCCCAAAAUUCAAUAGAGCUGUACUAGAAUUAAAUGCCUCAGACGAUAGGGGAAUAGAUGUGGUUAGAGAUCGUAUAAAAUCAUUUGCAAAAGAAAAAAUAGACUUACCCUUUGGUAGACAUAAAAUUAUCAUUUUAGAUGAAGUAGAUAGUAUGACAGAUACAGCUCAGCAAGCAUUAAGACGCCUAAUGGAAGUAUAUUCAGAUAGUACUAGAUUUGCUUUAGCCUGCAAUCAAUCAACUAAAAUUAUUGAACCAAUACAAAGUCGUUGUGCUAUAAUUAGAUAUUCGAAAUUAAGUGAUGAACAAAUUAGAGAGAGACUAUUUGAUAUUAUAAAAUUUGAAAAUAUACCAUAUAUUGACUCUGGAAUUGAGACAUUAAUAUUUACUGCUGAUGGAGAUAUGAGAAUAGCAAUAAAUAACUUGCAAGCUACAUAUAAUGGAUUUACUUUAAUAUCUAAGGAUAAUGUACUAAAAAUAUCUGAUAUCCCAUCUCCUGAGAAAAUAAAAUCUAUAUUAGAUGCAUGUGUUAAAUCUGACUGGAGAUUAGCUCAUAAUAUUGCUGAAGAAUUAUACUCAAGUGGAUAUUCACCACUUGAUAUUGUAAUUACUAUGCGGAAUGUUUUAAAGCGCUAUCAAUUACAAGAAACUCUUAUUUUGGAAUAUCUUAAAGAAGUUGGUAGAUGUCACUUUGUGAUGUUAGAUGGAUGUAGCACGGAAUUACAACUUGAUAAAUUAUUAGGACAACUAUGUUUAGCCUCUGCUACUUAUGAAACCACCCGGUAG